This is a messenger RNA of Exophiala xenobiotica, 1920 nucleotides long. Its product is annotated as tubulin alpha-2 chain. The transcript has 5 exons. The coding region runs from base 196 to 1548 and encodes 450 amino acids. Gene Ontology annotation, cellular component: cytoplasm; microtubule. Gene Ontology annotation, biological process: mitotic cell cycle; microtubule cytoskeleton organization. Gene Ontology annotation, molecular function: GTP binding; structural constituent of cytoskeleton. The record is from RefSeq and is a predicted model, not a curated record. NCBI's taxonomy places the organism in Eukaryota, Fungi, Ascomycota, Eurotiomycetes, Chaetothyriales, Herpotrichiellaceae.
CUGCACUCGAUAACAAUCAUCUUCGUUCCGCGCACGAACUCUCCUAAACAGCCUGCGCUGCUUUCCUUUCAGUCUGUCGUGUUUCCCCCAUCCACAACAUCAACAGAUCUUGUCUGGUUCCAAGACUCACCUGCUCACGGUGUCUGAACUUCUGAUCUGUACAGCGCCUGCCAUUACUUUGCAGAAUCACCCAGAAUGCGUGGAGAAGUCUGCCACCUGCACAUUGGCCAGGCCGGCACUCAGCUUGGCAAUGCCGCUUGGGAACUAUACCUUCUCGAGCACGGUCUGAAGGCUGAUGGUCGACCUGACCCUGAUGCCAAUGUCGGCGAUCCUGGUUCUUUUGAGACUUUCUUCACCGAGACCGGCAACAACAAACACGUUCCCCGUUCCAUUUUCGUGGAUCUCGAUCCCUCCCCAAUUGACGAAAUUCGAACCGGUCCGUACAGACAACUCUUCCACCCCGAACUCUUGAUUAGUGGCAAGGAGGAUGCUGCAAACAACUACGCUAGAGGUCAUUACACGGUUGGCAAAGAGCUGGUCGAUGAUGUCUUGGACAAAAUCCGUCGCGUCGCAGACAACUGCACAUCCCUGCAAGGGUUCUUGAUCUUCCACUCCUUCGGCGGUGGCACGGGCUCCGGUUUUGGUGCUCUUCUCCUCGAGAGAUUGUCUGUCGACUACGGCAAGAAGUGCAAGUUGGAGUUCGCCGUCUACCCUGCGCCUCAAGUCUCGUCGUCCGUCGUUGAACCAUACAACGCGGUUCUCUCGACUCACAGCACUAUCGAGCAUGCCGAUUGCACCUUCUUGGUGGACAACGAGGCUGUCUACGAUAUUUGCCGUCGCAAUCUUGACAUUCCUCGACCAGACUACGAACACCUCAACCGUCUCAUUGCUCAAGUCGUCUCCUCUGUUACCUCCAGCUUACGAUUCGAUGGUGCUCUCAACGUCGACUUGAACGAGUUCCAGACCAACUUGGUGCCAUAUCCUCGCAUUCACUACCCCCUCAUCAGCUAUGCACCGGUUAUCUCAACCAAGAGAUCUUCUCAUGAGAGCUUCAAGGUACAGGACCUUACUCUGCAAUGCUUUGAGCCAAGCAACCAGAUGGUGGUGUGCGAUCCUCGUAACGGCAAAUACAUGGCUGUGGCGCUCCUGUACCGUGGUGAUGUCGUUCCUCGCGACACAAAUGCCGCCAUUGCUUCACUCAAAGCCAAGUCUAGCUUUCAUUUGGUCGACUGGUGUCCUACUGGCUUCAAGGUCGGAAUCAACUACCAGCCUCCCAUGCCUGUCCCUGGUGGUGAACUUGCCAAGGUUGACCGCUCCGUCAGCAUGCUCUCCAACACCACUGCAAUCGCCGAAGCCUGGAGCCGACUUGACCACAAAUUCGAUCUCAUGUACUCCAAGCGUGCAUUCGUUCAUUGGUAUGUUGGUGAGGGUAUGGAAGAAGGUGAAUUCUCAGAAGCUCGAGAAGAUCUGGCUGCUUUGGAGAAGGACUACGAAGAGGUUGCCAGCGAUAGCUUGGAAGCCGAGGAUGAUGGUGGCGCCGAAUACUAGCUUCUUCGACCCGCAAAUGCUUGCUCUGAAUGAGAAACACCAUGAGAACCCAGGCAGCAAUCGAAUGCAGUCGCCUGUACGCAAGCCGACAGAAUCCCCGGAACUUCAGCAGCGGAUGUGACUGCGAUAUUGGAUCAGAACAUCAUGGCCCGCACUUCACGCGCGGAGAAAUUUGGUGAAUUAAUGGAUCCAACGAGGUAUGAAAGCAUGAAAGUUAAUGCACAGAUUGAGAAUUAGCACAGACUUGUAUUGGCACUUCAAAUUGGAGGUCUGCUGGUUGUGGACAUGAAUCUUUUUACUCCUGCAGAUGCAUAGCCUGGGCUAGCCACUUUGUAGUGAGAUAGAAUUGCAACAUCAGAUUCCCAAACCCCA